Molecule: messenger RNA, 2120 nt
Organism: Silurus meridionalis
Lineage: Eukaryota; Metazoa; Chordata; Actinopteri; Siluriformes; Siluridae
Gene: nfya
Product: nuclear transcription factor Y, alpha
Exons: 10
Coding region: 490-1512 (340 amino acids)
Biological process (GO): regulation of transcription by RNA polymerase II
Cellular component (GO): CCAAT-binding factor complex
Molecular function (GO): DNA-binding transcription factor activity, RNA polymerase II-specific; RNA polymerase II cis-regulatory region sequence-specific DNA binding
Source: RefSeq, a predicted model, not a curated record
CACAAACCCGGACCGCGUUCUUAUAUAGUUCACAGUUGAUGUGCCUGAGUUAGCAGAGAUGCUAACUGCUAUGCACACAGGCCUAGCUAGCUUUGCUAAUCUACCCGUCAUUGUGUUCUUUGUGGUGUUAGCAAGAGAAAAGAGAGAAUGUCUGUCAAACCAGAGGUUAAAACCUGUCACUUUGGUAUAAAUGAACGAUAUUACUCAUAUUCGGGUCUUGUAAAAGAUAUAUAUAAAAUAUAUUUAUUGCCUUCAGUAACGUUAUAAUCAUAAUUUCGUUAUAACGUUGUAUCGCUUUUCCUGAGGUACGGGCUGCGUCCUCAACAUUCACUUCAUCACUUUUAAGGGCACUAGAACGCCGUCCAUCUUGGUACAGCUGUAGUGUGCAUAUGAAGGGAGUGUGGAGUAGUUUGGGAUUCGACCCGGCUCUGAUAUUAAUUGAUUGAACGCGCAUACUGUUGAGCUUGGGUUGUGAAUAGGAGUCAAACCAUGGAGCAGUUCACAGAGACGACGAGUGGAGGAGAGCAGAUCGUGGUGCAGACGUCUGGUGGAGCGGUGCAGCAACAGAGCACAGUGACUGCAGUGCAACUGCAGGCCGACGGCCAGGUGGACGCGAAUGGGGCCCAGCAGGUGCAGACUCUCCAGGUAGUUCAAGGGCAGCCUUUAAUGGUGCAGGUCAGUGGGGGGCAGCUCAUCACCCCUUCCGGGCAGCCAAUAAUGGUACAGGCCAUGCCGGGAGGACAGACGCAGACAAUAAUGCAGCUACCGGUGACGAGCUCGCAGGGACUUCAGCAGAUCCAGCUCGUGCAGCCAGGACAGAUUCAGCUCUCAGGUGGCCAAACGCUACAGGUACAAACUGCACAGGGUCAGACGCAGCAGAUCAUCAUCCAGCAGCCGCAGACUGCAGUGACCGCAGGACAGAACCAGCCUCAGCAGAUCACGGUGCAGGGUCAGCAGGCUCAGACAGCAGAGGGUCAGACCAUCCUGUACCAGCCGGUUAACGCUGAUGGAACCAUCCUCCAGCAGGGCAUGAUCACUAUUCCUGCCGCCAGUCUAGCAGGAGGUCAGAUCAUCCAGACGGGUUCAAACGCGAGCGGCACUGGGGGUCAAGGGACCGUGACCGUCGCCGUUCCAGUCACAGGAAACAUGGUUAAUGCUGGAGGAAUGGUCAUGAUGGUCCAAAGCGGCGGCUCUGUCCAGAACCUGCAGAGGAUCCCUCUCCCCGGAGCAGAAAUGCUGGAGGAGGAGCCGCUGUACGUCAACGCUAAGCAGUACCACCGCAUCCUGAAAAGACGCCAAGCCCGGGCCAAGCUGGAGGCAGAGGGCAAGAUCCCCAAAGAACGGAGGAAAUACCUGCACGAGUCUCGUCAUCGGCACGCCAUGGCACGGAAGCGUGGUGACGGUGGACGCUUCUUUUCCGUGAAGGAGAAGGAGGAAAUGGGCAUGCAGAUGGACUCAGAGCAGGCCCCGGUCGGAGAGGAAGCCGUGACUCAAAUGAUCAGCGUUUCAUAACACCUUCGUAACCUCUCUUUACCUUCGUAACGCCUUCGUACGGUUUUGCUACCGAAAGAUCGCUCCUUAUCUCAGCCUGGUGUUUUGUACAGAUUUCUACACUGGCUCUGUUACUGUCUGCCAUUUAAUGAGAGAAUAUGCUGAUCCAGGAUCAGUUUUUGUUUUUCCUCUUACUUUGUAAAUAAUGGCAUUAUAAAAGGAUAGUGAUCUGAUCCCGGAUCUUUUUUGUAUGGAAAGAUUGAAUCGGUGUAUUUCUUAUCGUGUGGUAUGACGUGUAAUUGUGACUCUCGAGGUCGUUCGUGUGUGCUGUGUUUUAUAGAGGGGGAUCUGAUUGGCUUCUGAGCAUGACUUUUAAUAUCUUUAUUUGAAUGUUAGUUAUAGUGAGACAAAAGCAAAACAAAUGUUUUUUUAUUUAAACACGUCCGAGAUGUUUAUCGUGGUUUUAUUUACUUUGUGAAAAUUGUAAAAAGUGAACAUAUUCUGCCGACUAUGCACUUCCCAACUGAUCUCCAGUUAAAGAAUUAAAAAAAAAACAGAUUCCAAGGGCAUCUUGAGUGAACUGUUCAGCACAAAUAUCAGUUUGUCAAAUAAAAAGUGUUUUAUUGUGA